Molecule: messenger RNA, 1080 nt
Organism: Drosophila bipectinata
Lineage: Eukaryota; Metazoa; Arthropoda; Insecta; Diptera; Drosophilidae
Product: antigen 5 like allergen Cul n 1
Source: RefSeq, a predicted model, not a curated record
GUUCCAGUCCCCGGGUCUUAGUCGCAGUUCCCGAUCUCGGUUUAGUGAUCAUUCAAACGGAAACGUUCAAUAACAACAGCCACGACUAUUGGCUAAAAAUCUAUUGGAAGUGCCAUCAAAGAAAGUGAUAGAAAUCUCUCCUUGAAGUUAUUGUUUUUCAAAAGUGCGGACAGAUAUCAUGUCUUCCCUGGUCGUUUUUUGGGCUGCCUGCGUGGCCAUUUUCCAGUUGGCUCUGGCCAAGGAUUUCAGCUGGUGUGAUCCCAGUCUGUGUGAGCCCACCCAAAGGCACAUUGCCUGCCGGAAUACGGGUGCUUUUCAUCGUCGCUGCCAGCCGGAUUCCUUUCAAGUGGAUUUGAAUAGUUACAAAGCCCAAGUCCUACACGCCCACAACAAGAGAAGAAACUUCCUGGCCUUGGGAAAAGUGCCAGGAUACUAUCCAGCUACACGAAUGGCCACAAUGGUUUGGGACGAUGAACUGCAAUACCUGUCCAUGUUGAAUUCCCGCACCUGUAAACUAGACCACGAUGACUGCCACAACACCUAUCGUUAUGCCAAUUCAGGACAGAAUCUGUGCGCCGUCUGGCGACCAAGGAGUCCUUAUGUAAAUGUGACCAGUCUGGUGGAGGAGUGUGUGGGUCUGUGGUUCAAUGAGUACCCACUGAUAGACAGUAGUUUCAUUGACGCCUUCAAGGUUACGGCGAUAUUUGAGGACUAUGGGCACUUUGCUGAGAUGAAUGUGGACAAGAACUUUGCCCUGGGCUGUUCCAUCCUAAGGUUCACUCGCCCCGACUACCCUUCGGUCUACAUCUACAACUUCAUCUGCAACUAUGCUUCACUGUACGCCCUGGGAGCUCCCGUCUACGAGACUGGCUAUCCCGCCUCUCGUUGCGUAACCGGAAAGAGUCACUUCUAUCCGGGGCUGUGUUCCACCCGCGAGGAGUACGAUCCAAAUUGGUAAAAGUGAUACCAUUGGGGGAAGCACACAUCUCCCAUUCACUCAGGUCUAACUGCCAAGAGUAUUUUGUAACAUCUAGCUUUAAAAAUGUAUAGAAACCAAUAAAUGAUCGCAUCGAUUCCAGA